AUGGAAAUAUCUCGUCCACCAUCAAGUCGACCGAUGUCCCGUCGUGGUCCAUCCACUGAAAUGUCAUCAGCAUCAAGUGGAAGAAUCGGAACUGCGUCGAAAUUGAGCGCGUUGUCUGGUUAUGGAACAAGAAUUGGAACAGCAAAAAAUAUUGGAAUACCCCAAAAGGGUCUUGUUGAUCGUCCGCUCACACAGCAAGGUUUGUCAGGCUUAUCAACGGCACAAGGAAGAUUGGGAACCGCUUCCGGCAUGCGGCAGGUUAAAGACAAACGAUAUUGGAUGGCGUUACUCCAAUCAAAAAUUCAAGAAAUCGCUCUUGAAACUGAGAAGCUCGAUAAAGAAAGAAAGAAUUUGGAACGAGAAACAUCUGCUAAGAAGUUGUAUGAAAAAAAAGUGAGGGAACAAGCGAAGGAAUUUUCAGUUCUUCAGUCGACACUUUCUGAUAUGAACUUAGCCUUGGAUAGUUCAUCAACAGGCGCAACACGACAGCAGUUACAAAAUGAAACUCUCGUUUAUCGUGAAAAGAAUGAAUUAAUGCAAAAUGAGUUGGAGCAUGUCUUCAAAGAACGACAAAAUAAAGAGUCACAAAAUCAACAACUUGAAUCUGCAAUUGCAAAUGAGAAGACAAAAAUGAAUGAAAUUAUUUAUUCAUUAAGUCUUGAUGAGCAAAAUCGAUAUCGUGAACAUCAAUUGUUGUGUGAAAAGUUGAAAGCUGAAAAUGCUGAAAUUCAUGAAAAGAUUGAAAGUUUUAUAAAGCAAAAAGAAAAGUUGAGCGCCGCUGUGAUUAACUCUCAAGCACGGUUAGAAGCUGUAAAAAUGCAUUCAAAAUUGCGUGAAACGACUGCAAAACGAAAUCAACUUAAGAAUGAAGAAACAAAUCGUUUGACACCAGCUCAGGAGCGAGAGAAAUUGAUCAACGAAGUCAGAACAAACAAUCAAGCAAUUACGAGCAUAAAUAAACAAUUAAAGAUUUUAUCUGAUCAAUUGCAAGAGAAGCGAAAUAAUCUUCAACAAGUUGAACAAGAUUUAGACGAAGGAUCAACUGAGAGACACAUCAAGUAUAAAGAAUUAAAGAAACGUGACGAAAUGAUGACAAACUUCAUGGAAACAUUUCAAAUUCAAAUGGCGAAAGAAAAACAAAAUGUUGAAUCAUUGAAGAAUCAAAUAACAUUUUUGAUUGAACAAAUAACUUUACAAGGAGUUAAUUCAAAAUUUUCUACUAGCAACAUACAAAUCAACUCAUCGGCUUUCAAUGAAAACAACGACUUGAACUCACACAGCGGGUUGUUGAAAGAAUACAGCAAGCUACAAGUACAGUUGAAGCAGCUCAAGAUUUUGGAAAAGCGAAUGAUGAAACAGUUGGAUGACUUGCGUCAAGAUGAAAAGAAUUUACUCGAAGACAUUCAGAAAUUUAAUAAUUUGAAUGUUUUACGCGAUGAAUAUGCGGUGAAGUAUGAAGAACUUUCGACAAAUUUACAAGAAUUGAAAGACAAGAAACGGGUGACAGAGAAUGUUGUUCAAGACUCUGAGCGACGCAAUCAAGCAAUUAAGGAGUCCUUGAGAAACAAUGAAACUUAUCGUCAAAUUCAACACAUGGAAGAGAAGCUUAAUGAUUUCAUAAAGGAUAACAAAUUGUUACAGCGAAUUGUUGACGAACUGAAUUCGGAAUGCGACUUCUCAACAGUUAAAAUUGAAGCUCAGAGGAAAGUCGACGAGUACAACAAACUUUUAUGUGCUGAUCUUCGAUCACAAAACACAUUUUGAAAAUGGAUAAUCUUAAAUGUUUCCAACUAAACUGUUUAACCACGUAAUUAUAUUUAGUACCAUCAACAGUAAACGAAUAAAUGUCAUCGGGGGUCUCAUAAAGUGCACCUCAAAUCUAUUCGUGUUGAAUCUCUAAAGAAGAAAUAAAAAUUAAGAGCGACAGUAGUUUCAAG
Molecule: messenger RNA, 1937 nt
Organism: Clunio marinus
Lineage: Eukaryota; Metazoa; Arthropoda; Insecta; Diptera; Chironomidae
Source: the annotation of a GenBank genome assembly